UGUCACUUGGUGUGGUGUCAAAAAUUGACAGUUGGAAAUGGCUGUAGGUGAAUAAUUUUUCUUCAUGGACCAAUUAAAUUACUAGUAAUUAUUUCUAAGCGAAAAUGCAUAAAACCUACUAAACUCGACGAGGUUCAAAGGGAAUGUUGUGAUGGAACGGGGACUAAAAUUAGGAAAAUGUAUUUUCUUUAAUACAUUGCAAUUUCAAGUCGCUCUGUAUCGCCACAGCCUGAUCUUGCCCCGCUUCGCCUCCGCAUGGCGUGCUCCUCCUACCACAACAAAGAAUGUUAACUUCCAAUCAAAUUUUUGUCAAUACUUAACUAAAUUCCAUUCCCUUGAACCUAUAAAACCUAAAAACGUCGACUCAAAAUUACCACAUCUAUCUAAACUUUCAAAGUUUGAUCUAGUAAACGGCUUCCCGAAAACCUUUUUCAAUAGAAAACCUAAAGAUAGUAAACCUAAAAAAAAGAGGGUGCCCAAACUAAUAUUAUUACAAAACCCUUUUACUUGGUUAAUGACGAAAAUAGACUUCCGGGUUCUUCGAACCAUUUGGGAUCCUUCAUUUAGAGAAAAAGAUUUCAAGAUUGGUACAAAGCAGGCCAUUUCUCGCGUAACCCACGUCAUCAGCGACGGUCAAUACAACGAGCUCAAUGGUCUCCUAACGAAGCCCGCGAGGUCCAGCCUCAUGCGAGAAUUGGAGCGGAACUGGAAUGAUCGCCAGCGCUCGCUAUUAGCCUUAAGGCCCAGUGAUAUACAAAUCAGCGCGCCUAGGAAAGUCUACUUCAUCAGGAUAGCAGAUAAAAAAUACUGUGACGUGGACAUGGCUUUCCUGGCGCUCAAGUGGGUCCCGAUCAACCACUUUGACGCCCUGAUCUUCGCCGAGGUCUUCGCCAGGUUCCACCGAGAGUACACCCCUCACUGUAUCCCUGAGUGGACCAUCGCGUACUUCAAGGUCACCAGGUUCCAGGUUUUGAGACGCCAAUAGACGCUUCGAUGUUAAACGGGAGUUUGAUUUAGUCUUCUGAACAGGUAGGUCAAUCGUUGCGAAUGAGAAACUAAAAGUCGCCGUCAAUAGAAUUUGUGAACAAUGUAAACAAACCUUGUAGUCAAAAUGUCUUUAAUUUCCAUUCUAACUCUGAUACUGGCUAAAUCCAUGUGUUAUUUAAUCAAUUCAUAUCACAUUAUGAUCCUCAACCUUUAAAACAAUAAACUUGUGCUAGAAUAUUGAUAUUUUAUCUAAUAGUUUGUUUACAUUGUUGGCAAUUUCUAUUGACAGCGAUUUUACUCUUUUCUAGUCGGCAGUUGACUUUUCUUUCAAAUAAAUUGACACUUGUGCUAAAUAGUGAAAUUUUUUUCCAGUCGAAGAUUGUUUUCCAAAUUAAUUGUGACAGGAAAUAAUUAGUUAAGCACUUGAAAACCUGAAAAACAUUAUCGUGUGUACGGGGCAAAAGUAGACAUUUUGGUAUAAUUUACUCUCAAGUUUUGUGAAAUUCUGUCUUAUUUGUAGUAGGCGUUUUAUUUUUGGAUUCGUCUUGAUGAUGUGGAAUCAUGUGUGAUUCUAAUUUUAAGGACGUUAUUUGAUACUUUUCGUGGAAAAAAAACAGUUUGGUUAGGUAAGCUGUUCAAAUAGUAUUCAUGUAGUAUAUUAACAAUCAAGUUAUGGUCGAUCAAAAUAAGAGUAGAAAUAUAGUGUUCUCUGUGAUUUCCGACCAUUAAAAAAUGAAAAAUAUGAUUGAAUAUUAUUUAAUAUUAAUCAUUUACCUACUAUAAAAUAUAUUUUCCUACGAGAGUU
This is a messenger RNA of Leguminivora glycinivorella, 1792 nucleotides long. RefSeq lists its product as uncharacterized. Gene Ontology annotation, cellular component: mitochondrial inner membrane. Bases 152 to 985 code for a protein of 277 amino acids. The record is from RefSeq and is a predicted model, not a curated record. Gene Ontology annotation, biological process: inner mitochondrial membrane organization; protein insertion into mitochondrial inner membrane from matrix. The transcript has 4 exons. NCBI's taxonomy places the organism in Eukaryota, Metazoa, Arthropoda, Insecta, Lepidoptera, Tortricidae. Gene Ontology annotation, molecular function: ribosome binding.